AUGUCUGCCCAUGCUUUUGCCCUAAAAGACCUCCCAACCCCUGAGGAAUACAACAAGCGUAAAGUCGCGCUCAUCUCUGGGAUUACUGGUCAAGACGGCUCUUAUCUCACGGAACUUCUACUAUCAAAAGGUUACCAAGUCCACGGAAUUAUUCGUCGUUCCUCAAGCUUCAAUACUGGUCGUUUGCACCAUCUCUAUGAAGAUCAGCAUGAAAGGCCAAACAAGUUCAAGUUGCACUAUGGCGAUCUGAGCGACAGCACGAAUCUGGUCUACAUCAUCGCUCAAGUCCAGCCAUCGGAAAUUUACAACCUCGGGGCGCAAUCGCAUGUCAAGGUGUCAUUCGAGAUGGCCGAAUACACCGGCGAUGUCGAUGGACUGGGUACCCUUCGGCUUCUUGACGCCGUCCGCACGUGUGGCCUCGAAAAGCAUGUCCGUUUCUAUCAAGCAUCCACAUCGGAGCUCUACGGAAAGGUUGUCGAGACGCCCCAAAGCGAAACCACUCCAUUCUAUCCUCGCUCGCCCUACGGUUGCGCCAAACUUUACGCAUAUUGGAUUGUCGUCAACUACCGCGAAGCUUACGGUUUGUAUGCCUGCAACGGCAUCCUCUUCAAUCACGAAAGUCCUCGGCGAGGUCGCACAUUCGUGACACGGAAGAUCUCGCGUGCAGUAGCAGAUAUUUCACUUGGAAAGCAGGCGUGUCUCUACCUCGGAAACUUGGACGCCAAACGUGAUUGGGGUCACGCUCGUGAUUACGUCGAGGGGAUGUGGCUCAUGCUCCAACAACCCAGGGCCGAAGACUUUGUUCUCGCAACUGGUGAAACCCACCCUGUUCGCGAGUAUGUCGAGCGCGCUUUUGCUACUGUUGGAAUAGAGAUCGAGUGGUCUGGAUCUGGCGUCGAUGAGCAAGGCACCAACAAGCAGACCGGAAAAGUUGUGGUAAAAGUUGACCCCCAGUAUUUCCGUCCAGCUGAAGUCGAUCUUCUCCUUGGGACGCCGGCAAAGGCAGAACGUCUUUUGGGCUGGAAGCGCAAGGUGGAUUUCCCAUCCCUGGUGAAGGAAAUGGUGGAAGCCGAUGUCAAGGCGUCCAAGGGCAUGGUAGAAGACCAGAAUUAA
Mycena indigotica is the source of this 1113-nucleotide messenger RNA. Its product is annotated as GDP-mannose 4,6-dehydratase. The transcript has 7 exons. Lineage: Eukaryota; Fungi; Basidiomycota; Agaricomycetes; Agaricales; Mycenaceae. Gene Ontology annotation, biological process: GDP-mannose metabolic process. Bases 1 to 1113 code for a protein of 370 amino acids. The record is from RefSeq and is a predicted model, not a curated record. Gene Ontology annotation, molecular function: GDP-mannose 4,6-dehydratase activity.